GUAGCCAACAUAAAUGGCGCCGUCCAUGUAGCUCCAGUGUCACAUCUGUUAGCAUCAUGUCGGGGUCAAAUGUUUGGCAUCGCAGCCGGGAGAAAUUAAAACGUUUUUCCGAAUUGUUUGCACAGUGUACAGAAGAGGCAACCGCUUAUGGCAAAUGUGUGGCAGCUACCACAACAAGCAGGCAGGAACUGAAGAAGGAUCAUUGUGCUAAGGAAUUUGCAGCCCUGAAGACGUGCUUUGCAAAUGCUGCCAAGAAAAACUCCAAAUGAAUGGAAAGUCCCAAUUUGGGUUUGAGGACGCAAUUUAAGUCAGCUGUGAGAUGAUAGUCAUGAUCAAUUCUGAGAAAUCACUACUUUUGACUGGGAAUGUACUGAAUGGGUGUCAUAAUACACUUGAAAAGGACUGCGUAUGUGCUGGUUAUGAAAAACUCAAAAAACAUUUCUAUGACAAUGUUAAUAAACUGAU
This is a messenger RNA of Phycodurus eques (leafy seadragon), 465 nucleotides long. RefSeq names its product NADH:ubiquinone oxidoreductase complex assembly factor 8 (gene ndufaf8). Gene Ontology annotation, cellular component: mitochondrion. Bases 57 to 269 code for a protein of 70 amino acids. Gene Ontology annotation, biological process: mitochondrial respiratory chain complex I assembly. The record is from RefSeq and is a predicted model, not a curated record. Lineage: Eukaryota; Metazoa; Chordata; Actinopteri; Syngnathiformes; Syngnathidae. The transcript has 4 exons.